UCAACUGCUCCGGUGUGGUGUGGUGCCUUUCUUCUUCGACGCCGCCGCCAUGCCUGUUGCUCACCGGCGGCGGCGCUCAUGGCAAAUACCGUGCAACUAGGGUUAGCUGGGGCAACAAAGUUAAGCUGAGUGAAUUCGGUGCAUGAGGCAGCCAUGAAAACCCGUUCCAAUGGCAGCGCCCUCAUUCUCAACUACCACGCUUACACCGGUGCUGAUCCACCUCCUGCGCGGCGCCUCCGACCUCGCUUCCGUCGUGGCCAUCCACGCCAAGCUCCUCAAGGCCGGAGUUGCGUCCACUAUCGCCUCCUCCAACCAUCUCCUCGCUGCUUACUGUCGCUGCGGCUCGAUGAGCCACGCCCGUGACCUGUUCGACAGAAUGCGGGACCGGGACGUCGUCUCCUGGACGACGCUCAUGUCUGGGUACACCGCAUCCGGUCGGCCCCAGGAGGCUAUCGCCGUUCUCCUCGCCAUGGAGUUUAGCUGUGUGCAGCCUAACGUGGUCACCUUAUCGACGGCCGCCAGCACCUGCGCGCGCCUUGCGGACGCGGGGCUCGGCCGGCAGGUGCACGCCCGCGCGGAGGUCGCCGGGUGCGCGCGCGACACCAUCGUCUCCACCGCACUCGUCGACAUGUAUGGCAAGGCCGGCCGCGUCGAUGACUCGCGCGCUGUGUUCGAUGGCAUGGCUGCGCCUGGGAGGAAUGCCGUGUCGUGGGGCGCGAUGCUGGCUGUGUACUCGCAGAAUGCGCUCGGGAACGAGGCGAUCCAGCUCUUUGCCGAGCUCACGACAAGUGGCUGUGGUCUGACGCCCAACCACUUCAUGCUGUCCAGCGUCUUGAGCGCGUGCGCCAGUGUGGUACGUCACUUGAAGUCCAUCCAGUGACACGACGGCUUCGCCCCUUCCCGCCAACACUUUCACAAAUCACAUUGUGGUGUUACCCAUACGUGGUGUCGCCUCUGGUGACGACGUGACGUCACCAGAGGCGAAAAUGAUAAUGGCUCGACAACUGAGUUCUGGAACGCUCUUUUGAUAAGGAGUGAAAGAGAGCUGCGCGAGAGACUGGUGGGUUUCACCGUUGCUGCAGUCCUGAAAAGGACAACAUAUUCGUUCAAUGGUACCUCUACUGAAAACAUCUGGUUUCCUGUCGGAGUCGCCCAAAUGGAUUCUUGGGUAUCUAUGAAUGUUGGAGAAGUGUAUAACCAGCUCAAGUAUCUCGGAUCUAGGAUCAAAGUUCUAGGAAACAGGAUCGACUCCGCAUGUCGAUACUCCGUAGAAGAAACCUGCCCCGCUCUGCACCUGUCCACUUCGAGUCGACUGAUGUAGCCAUCUGCAGAGAGAGACACACGUUGACAAGGUGCAGGGUGUCGAUGAUCUUGUGCUCCGUCCUGGAGCCGGUAUGGCACUGCGUCUGCGUAUGCUGCGGAGGCAUGGUGGACAAGCUACUCUGCAGUCAUUCUUCAUCAUGCAGGCGUCCCCUUUGAACGCCAACCAAGAUGAAGGGUUGCUCGUUCUCUCAGGACCCGCUGUCCCACUUUGCCCUUCUGCGGCAUUCUGCUGCAGAGGUCGACGCCGGUUACAUGUUGCAGAAAUGGGGAAGAAGCGAUAGUUAUGGAUGGUUUGCUCUCACAAAUUUGCUCAAGAUGCCUCUUGCUAAAUGUUCAAGCAAUUCAUAAACAAAAUAAGUGUGUAAACAAAUCUAGAGUCUUCCACUAAAAAAUAAAUAAAACAGGAUUCAUGUGCAUCUGCA
Panicum virgatum (switchgrass) is the source of this 1745-nucleotide messenger RNA. RefSeq names its product pentatricopeptide repeat-containing protein At4g15720-like. The transcript is spliced from 2 exons. Gene Ontology annotation, cellular component: intracellular membrane-bounded organelle. The record is from RefSeq and is a predicted model, not a curated record. Lineage: Eukaryota; Viridiplantae; Streptophyta; Magnoliopsida; Poales; Poaceae. Gene Ontology annotation, molecular function: RNA binding; protein binding. Gene Ontology annotation, biological process: RNA modification. Bases 170 to 880 code for a protein of 236 amino acids.